Fonsecaea multimorphosa CBS 102226 is the source of this 2151-nucleotide messenger RNA. RefSeq lists its product as uncharacterized. NCBI's taxonomy places the organism in Eukaryota, Fungi, Ascomycota, Eurotiomycetes, Chaetothyriales, Herpotrichiellaceae. The transcript is spliced from 2 exons. Bases 1 to 2151 code for a protein of 716 amino acids. Gene Ontology annotation, biological process: endoplasmic reticulum unfolded protein response. Gene Ontology annotation, molecular function: protein binding. The record is from RefSeq and is a predicted model, not a curated record.
AUGGCUUCCUCGUCUCCUCCACCAUCGCAGCCACCCGAUCAACCUCCACCGGACCACGACCAUGUCCACCUGCGAAUUACCUACCUUGUUACGGGCAAUCCACGACCACCGCAUUACCUUGCAAGCCUCAAUCUGAACACUACCAUAUCUGCGCUCAAGGAGAAAAUCCAGUCGGAGCUGCCUGAGCAUCCGUCUCCCUCCGAACAACGCCUCAUCUACCAGGGUCGUCCUCUGCUACGAAAUGAUGCCAACUUGCGAGACAUUCUCAGAAUAGAACCUGGCGCUGUACCUGAUACACUUCCCUAUACAAUCCAUAUUGUGAUCCAGUCCCAGCAGAAUACUUCCCAAACCCAGGCGUCGUCCAACCCCAUCCUCAACCCUCCUCCGCCGCCGCCUCUACACCUCUUUCACCAGCAUGCAGACUUGGCUGGCCCUUUUCGUGCUGCCGAAACUUCAGCCAACAGACUUCAGGAGUCGCUCGUCCGUAUACAGCAGCAGAUUGAGGCCAACAGAGCUGAUCUGAGGUCGGUUCAGCAAAGAAUAGCCUUACAACAUACCAAUCUGGGUGCUCCUCCAAAUCUGGUGAAUGGUCAAAUCAAUGCCAAUGGCCAGCUGCUGCCUGCUCCUCACCCGCAGACCUUUCCCAUGAACCCCCCAUUUGAUCUUCCUUUUGACCAGCAUGCGCAGGCUCAUGCACAGGCCCAUGCACAGGCCCAUGCGCAGGCCCAUGCGCAGGCUCAACGCCCUCCAGGACGAGUACAUGUACAAGCCCGCCACCUGCCACCUUCCACAUCACCUCUUCCUCCACAGCAGCCGGGAACCGCACCGCUGGGUCAGCCUCGACAAAAUGUUCAGGAAUUUCACGGUCCGAAUGGAGAACACAUGACGGUUGUGGCAGAACAUAUGAGUUUUGUCCUACCCAUCCAAGGGCCACCCCAAGGCCCAGCAUCUGGACAGCAACCUGCAGCACAGUCUCAACCGCAGGCAAAUACUUCCAGACAAGCACCACAAAACAGCAGCACUCUGCCCGUGCCACCCACUUUUGCCCCUGCCUUCUAUCCUUCCAUGUCCGGCAUGAUGCCGCCCAUCCACCUACCAGUUUCGUUCGCACAAAAUCGCACCGGUCUCCCGCAGUUGUCCAAUACGACAGUGUGGCUACUAUCGUCGUCAACAGGGCCUCAAGGAAUCCUGUUUGCUCCUGGCCAUGGCUACUUCGAUUCUUCGCCUCUGAGGCGACAGCAGCAAGCUGGCAGCAUUCCAGAUCCUCAACCUCAGGCGAAUGACGCAAACGGAACAGGUGCAACCCAGCAGGCACAACCAAAUAAUCAGGGUCAGCCAGAUGCAAACCGUGCAAUAGUCCGAGCUAAUCAGCCUCAACCUGACCAGCCUCAACCUGUUCCGGCUCUGGCGCAAGCGCAGCAAAAUGGAGAAGACAAUGACCUCUUCGCAUUCAUCAUACAUCGAGGCUGGCUGUUCUUGCGUCUCUACCUCUUCAUGUUCGUGUUCUCCGAACCGGGGACCUGGAAGCGGUGGCUCAUGAUUGUUGUGGCCGCAGUCAUUUGUCUGCAACCUCGAGAUGGUCCCCUAACUCGCCUGUUGGCAGCCGCUCGCCGUCAUCUUGAUAAUCUUAUUGGCCCACCUCCACCGCUGCCUCCUCCAGAAGUUGCUGCUCCCGCCGCGAAUGAGCCCGGUGCCAAUCAGGGCCAAACUGCGGCCACUGCACAAAGACCUGCUAACGUUCGUGGUGCCACAACAAUGACUCCGCAAGAAGCGAGAGCUCGGCUUGAAGGGCAGCACACCCACGAACCACGGCCUUUGCGAGACGCUUUAUAUCGUGUCGAGCAGAGUAUCGCUCUGUUUUUAGCGAGUUUGAUUCCUGGUGUGGGCGAGCGUCAUGUCCGAGCAAGGGAGGAAGCGAGAAGGGAGGAACAGCGUCGCGUGGAAGAAAGAGAGCGUGUGGAGAACGAGCCUGCGACGCAGAGACAAAAUGGAGACGAGGCAGAUGCCCCUGCUGGUGAAACGCAUGGUGCAUCUGCAGAAGCGACAAAACCCGAAGUCAGCGUGGAAGGGCCUGGAGAGCAGAGUACUUCGACCUCUGUUCAGAUCACCGACGGCGAGGCUUCAUCCGGCGAACUACGAAAUAGAACUUGA